Exaiptasia diaphana is the source of this 2318-nucleotide messenger RNA. RefSeq names its product tetratricopeptide repeat protein 39B. The coding region runs from base 89 to 2212 and encodes 707 amino acids. The record is from RefSeq and is a predicted model, not a curated record. NCBI's taxonomy places the organism in Eukaryota, Metazoa, Cnidaria, Anthozoa, Actiniaria, Aiptasiidae. The transcript is spliced from 18 exons. Gene Ontology annotation, molecular function: protein binding.
CAGGUGACUCUUGUAAAUAUUUCGGCUUCAGUCACCUCUGCUCUUCUUAUUAACAUACUCUAAAUGUAGUUUGGAGCAAUAUCAAGCCAUGACAGAAGAGUCGAGUUCAUCAAGUGACGAUGCUUCAAGGAAAUGCAAUCCAGGCAAUGAGACUGAUCUACCAGACGCAAUUAAAACAACUGCUGUUGCUAUAAAUCUUUGUUUGUCAAAUAAGUUUCUUAAAGCACAAAAGCUUUUGGAGCCAUGGGCCAAAGAGAGCAUGUACCAUGCAUUAGGAUAUGGAACUAUCAUGUAUUUGCAGGCUGUCAUGACUUUUGAACCGCAAGCAAUAGAAGAGGCAUGUGAAAGCAUAAAGCUUGCACUAGAUGUUUGUGACAGACAAAGGCGUAAACAGAGCUGGACUGAAUCACUGAGUAGCUGGAUUUGGAGUCCCUCGUAUGAUAAGAUUACAGAAGAAGAAAGACAUGCUGAGCUUUGUUAUGCUGAGUGCUUGCUACAAAGAGCAUUACUGACAUUCAUUCAGGAUGAAAAUUUGAUCAGUUUUAUCCGAGGUGCACUAAAGAUAAAGGCUUGUUACCACUCUUACAAAACAUGUCAUAGCAUGGCUACCAACCAAUCACAUGACCUUGCUAAGUCACCACAAAGGCAAGACUUUGAAGGUGGUGUUCAUCUUGGUAUUGGCAGUUUUAAUCUGCUUUUAUCUUUACUUCCAACAAGAAUUCUCAAAAUCUUAGAGUACAUUGGAUUUUCGGGUGAUAAGGCUCUUGGCUUAGAUCACUUGGAUAAAGGUUGUCAAAGUCAAAGCUUGAGGUCACCAAUGUGUGCAAUGAUAUUGCUGGCUCAUCACAGUGUAAUCUCCUACUAUUUGGGAAUUGGUGAUGGAGAUGUUGAAUAUGCAGAUGAGGUAUUGCAGCCUUUUAUCAAAGCAUUUCCAAAGGGAGCGAUCUUUUUGUACUUUGCUGGACGCAUUAGACAAAUACAAGGCAGACUAGAUGAGGCAGAGGAGCGUUACAUGUAUUCCAUCAAAGUACAAUCAGAAUGGAAACAAUUCCAUCACAUUUGUUUCUGGGAACUUAUGUGGUGUUGCAGUUUCCAAGGUAACUGGUCCAGGGCAUAUCACUUUGCUGCUGUUUUACUCAACGAAAGUCGAUGGUCUAAGACUACCUAUAUGUACUUGAAAGCCUCGUUCAAGUUUAUGGCUCGAAUAACCAAUCAGACUAUCUCAAAAGAAGAUAAUAGGAGUGAAGAGGAUUCAGAGGAAUACAUGUUUAGACAUCUGCCUGACUUCAAACAAAGAAUAGCUGGAAAGUCAAUUCCAUUUGAAAAAUACUCCAUCCACAAGGCAGCUAAAUACUUAAGUCAAGGAAACUGGCUCUUUUUACCUGGACUGGAGUUGAUCUACAUGUGGAAUGGUUUUUAUGUUCUGCGGCGUCGCCCUGACUUGUCUCAUCAUUUGCUGAACCUUGUUCACAAAGAACAAGAAAAAUUAGAGCAUCGAAAAGAUGAAAUGUAUUACAUUGAUGACUGGUGCCUGGGUAAAGUACUGGAGGGGAUGUGUUAUCAGUGUACAAGGGAAACAGAAAAAGCACUGCAAUCCUUACUUGCUGCUCUAGACAAAUCUAGGGAUACCAUUCUAGACAAGCAAUUAGGAGCGUAUGCUUGUGCUGAAGUAGGGUUUUUGUACAUGGACCAAGGAAAAUAUGUGUUGGCCAAGAGGUACCUUAAGACAGCAUGCCAUGAAUACCAGGGUUACUUCUUAGAAAGCAGACUUCAUUUCCGCAUUCAUGCUGCUUUGAGUAAACUGAAAAAAAUUGAAAAAGAACACAAACAAGCAAGAAAAGCCGUCAAAGCCUCGAAAGCAGCCAAAAACAAUAACAUGCCAAAUGACAAUCCACUGAGUGAUACAGAAUCGGAUGACUCUGAAGGUCUGUCAAAUUACAGCACUGCAUCUGAGGGUGAAGAGGAGAAAUUUGAGGAUGCAUAUUCUGAUACAAAUACAAACACUCCCUUUUUUGAAAGCAACCAAAUUGAUGGCCGUCCCAGGAGCUAUGAAGGAAUGCCUAGAGAAAAUACAUUUACAAAAUCCUGCACCAGUCAUGGAGGAACAGCACCUAUUAACAAGCUUUAUAAAAAAACUCAACCAUCCCAAAGGACUUUGCAACAACCUAAAGGUUUUAGUUCUCCUCGCGUUUUCCAUGAAACAACUCUAUGACAUUUUGAGGAAUGUUCUGAAUUAUACUUUUAAAGUGCACAAUAUGUGAACCAUUUUAGAAAAUCAUUUUUAACAAAAGGCAAAUAUGAUGCUAAUCAUUGUUUUG